Messenger RNA from Cyprinodon variegatus (sheepshead minnow), 2155 nucleotides. It is a transcript of the gene paox, whose product is annotated as polyamine oxidase (exo-N4-amino). The record is from RefSeq and is a predicted model, not a curated record. The transcript has 10 exons. NCBI's taxonomy places the organism in Eukaryota, Metazoa, Chordata, Actinopteri, Cyprinodontiformes, Cyprinodontidae. Gene Ontology annotation, molecular function: polyamine oxidase activity. The coding region runs from base 50 to 1558 and encodes 502 amino acids.
GGUCAGGAGGAAGUAGGAAGCUGAGACUUUUCAGAGGAAGUGUGCCGCUAUGGCUGGGAAUAGGAACGUAAAUAUUGUAAUUGUAGGCUGUGGGAUCGCAGGCAUAGCGGCAGCUAACAGGCUUGUUAAAUCUGGGUUCAAUAAUGUCCGGAUACUGGAAGCGACCGGAAGGAGCGGGGGGCGCAUUAAAACGGGCAGAUUAGGUGAUAAAGUCAUUGAGAUUGGGGCAAACUGGAUCCAUGGACCCUCUGAGGGGAACCCAGUGUUUUGUUUAGCUCGCCAGUAUGGGCUCCUAGACCCAGAGGCCCUGACCCCCGAGAACCAGGCCUUGGACACUGGAGGACAUCUGCCCUGGGUUUCCAACAUAUUCAGCAGUUCAGGUCGGAAGCUGAAUGUCGAGGACAUCUCUCCAGCUGCUGAGUUAUUUACUGAGCUGCUUGGUGAAAGUUCAGAGUUUCAGAAUCAAAAAGGCGAGCCCUAUCCCUGUGUGGGAGAUUUCAUACGCUCAGAGGUGAGACAACGAGCUGCAGAGAGAUGGAAAGACUUGGACUCAGCCACCAGAUCACUGCAGCUGUGUGCGAUCAGUAGCAUGUUGAAGAGAGAGUGCUGUAUUAAUGGGGCCCACAGCUUGGAUGAGGUGGGUCUGGGGGCCUUUGGCCAAUACAAGAUCCUGCCUGGCUUGGACUGUACGUUCCCAGGUGGUUAUGAAGGUCUCAUUACUAACCUGAUGGCAGAGCUCCCUGAUGGUUUAGUGAGCUAUAACCGACCUGUGCGGUGCCUCCACUGGAGCAACACUGAGGAGAAACAAGACUCAGUAACGGUGGAGUGUGAGGAUGGAGAAAGGAUUGUGGCAGAUCAUGUUAUUGUAACAGUGCCUUUAGGAUACCUAAAGAGACACCAUUCCAGCCUGUUCCAGCCUCCGCUCCCCCUUCACAAGCUGCACUCCAUCCAGAGGCUGGGGUUUGGAACCAACAACAAAAUAUUUGUGGAGUUUGACGCGCCGUGGUGGGACGCUGACUGUGAUGCCAUUCAGCUGGUUUGGGAGGAUGAGGAUGAACUGGUGGAUCAGGUGCCUGAUGUCCAAAGAUCCUGGAUAAAGAAGCUUUUUGGCUUCACAGUGGCAAAACCCAUUGAGAGGUAUGGGCACCUUGUCUGCGGCUGGAUCGCAGGGCAUGAGUCUGAGUAUAUGGAGACGCUGUCUGAGCAAGAGGUCACACUUGCUAUCACACAGCUUAUCCGCAGAUUCACUGGGAAUCCCUCCAUCACUCCACGGAGAGUCCUGCGCUCACGCUGGUUCCACGACCCCUGGACAAACGGAUCCUACAGCCACCUGGCAACGGGCUGCUCAGAGCAGGACCUGGAGAACAUGAUGGAGCCUCUUCCACAGAAAGGAUUGAAAGCUCGACCCCUGCAGGUGUUGUUCGCUGGGGAGGCAACACACCUCUGCUACUUUUCCACCGUCCAUGGAGCGCUUCUCACUGGGUGGAGAGAAGCUGACCGACUCGUCUCCCACUACUCUUCCAGUCAUCCCUCUGAGCGCCCCACAUCCAAGCUUUAAAACAGCCAUUAAAAAGAUGAAGUAAUAUGAGCCUUACUGCUAAAUGACAUUAAUUACAAAGAAUGUUGUGGAGAAUAACUUUAACAGUGAAAAUUAUUAUUUUUUCAAAUGACUCAAUUCAGGUAACUAGAGAUGAGGAAAUGCUUGGCUGAACUAGUGGAUCAUGCAGUAAUGCAUACAUUGCUGUGCUUGCAGCUUUUAAAAUAUUUUUAGUUCUUUUCUUUCUGUGACCGAUUUCACAAAAUUAAACCCAUACAGACGGAUUACACACAGACUGAUGUUUUCAAGCCUUUGUUUCCGAGUUAUUUGUAAUUAAUUUUUUUACUUACUGCUUAUGAAGAAAUUACAUUUUGGAAUUAGAAUAUUAGAUUUGACCAAUUAAAAAAACCAUGUGUGAUGCAGAAAUUUGUGUGUAAUACCUGCUUAAAGUUUAAAAAGUACUUUCAGCCUGACAAGCCUCAUCAGAAGGCAUUCUCCAAAUAAACUGAGACUCACCUGAACACCAAAUAUGUAGUGCUGAAAAUGAAUCACUUUGUUUUUCUGUUUGUAUUUUUACUGUUUAUAAUCUGACUGUAAUUUACUGAAUAAAUCCUACGU